CUCACAGCAGAGGCUAAACUAACCGCGUCCUUCAGCAUCUUUCCUCUCAGCAACCAAGAGUCAGAAUGGAGUUUCACUACGCCACGGAGAUGAACGGAAAUGUGCCCAUGGUCCCUAGAUUGACCAAGUGCGUUGAGUCUAAACAGGUUAAUUUGUUCAAAGAGGAGAAGGACACGAAGAAAACUGAAGUUUUGACCAAGACGUCUUGCAUAGAGAAAGCUUACUGUACGAUACUGAGCGAGCUUGGAGAGAACACCGAUCGGGAGGGGCUUUUACGCACACCGUUACGCGCGGCCAAAGCCAUGCAGUUCUUCACGAAAGGCUACAAGGAGACGAUCCAAGAUAUCUUGAACGACGCAAUCUUUAAUGAAGACCAUGACGAGGUGGUCGUUGUCAGGGACAUCGAUUUCUUCUCUCUGUGUGAACAUCACCUGGUGCCCUUCUUUGGAAAGUGUCACAUAGCAUAUCUCCCAAACAAGAAGGUGGUUGGUCUGAGCAAGCUCGCUAGAGUUGUAGAGAUCUUCAGCAGGAGGCUUCAAGUUCAGGAGCGUCUAACCAAGCAGAUUGCAUCAGCUAUUCAGGAGGCCCUGGAGCCUGCAGGAGUGGCAGUGGUGAUGGAAGCUGCUCACAUGUGCAUGGUGAUGAGAGGUGUGCAGAAGAUGAAUGCCAAGACUAUUACAAGUGUCAUGCUGGGAAGGUUCCAAACAGAUGCCGAGAGCCGGGAGGAGUUUCUGUCCCUGACUCUGGGGAAAUGA
This is a messenger RNA of Platichthys flesus (European flounder), 755 nucleotides long. Its product is annotated as GTP cyclohydrolase 1-like. Gene Ontology annotation, cellular component: cytoplasm. The record is from RefSeq and is a predicted model, not a curated record. Bases 66 to 755 code for a protein of 229 amino acids. Gene Ontology annotation, biological process: tetrahydrofolate biosynthetic process; tetrahydrobiopterin biosynthetic process. NCBI's taxonomy places the organism in Eukaryota, Metazoa, Chordata, Actinopteri, Pleuronectiformes, Pleuronectidae. Gene Ontology annotation, molecular function: zinc ion binding; GTP binding; GTP cyclohydrolase I activity. The transcript has 6 exons.